CAUGCCCGAGACUACUGUGAAAGCGCCCAAGAAGGGCUCCAAGAAAGCCGUUUCCAAGUCGGUCAGCAAGACCGGCAAGAAGAAGAGAAAGACCAGGAAGGAGAGCUACGCUAUCUACGUGUACAAGGUACUGAAGCAGGUCCACCCCGACACCGGUAUCUCCUCUAAGGCCAUGGGCAUCAUGAACUCAUUUGUGGGCGAUAUCUUCGAGCGUAUCGCCGGUGAGGCCUCCCGUCUGGCUCACUACAACAAG
Plectropomus leopardus (leopard coralgrouper) is the source of this 253-nucleotide messenger RNA. RefSeq names its product histone H2B 1/2-like. The record is from RefSeq and is a predicted model, not a curated record. Gene Ontology annotation, cellular component: nucleosome. Gene Ontology annotation, molecular function: structural constituent of chromatin; protein heterodimerization activity; DNA binding. NCBI's taxonomy places the organism in Eukaryota, Metazoa, Chordata, Actinopteri, Perciformes, Serranidae.